UGCUUCUUGUGGAUUGGAGCUGGGAGAGAGAAAACUCUGUUACUCACUCCAACUUUGAGAGGAAGUUACCACCUCUUCCACAGAGUCGCAACACACACGCUCAGGCAGACACACACGCUCUUCAGGACUUGACCACAGCGGCAACAGUGAAACAGUCAGGACUGCUUGUAAUGCUGUGUGUGUGUGUGUGUGUGUGUGUGAGUGUGUGUCUUUUCUUGGAGGGGAAAAAGACCAAGAUUUGCAGUUUUUCCCAAGCUUUCUGUGUGGACUGAACAGCCUCAGAGGGACAUUUUCUCUCAUCCCUAACUGGGUGGCCAAAUGAACUGUUUAGCCUGAGGACCAAAGAUCACAGGCCUUAAUCCAACAGCAAGGGGAGAGGAGAGAGAGAGAGAGAGGAGCGCGAUCAUUUUGCAUCUGUUCUUCAACUUCACAUAACAAUAUGAGCUGGGAUUGAGGACUUGCCUCGUCGUUUCAUUUUGUGGUGUGAAAAAGGUAAGGUUGAGAUCACCAUGGAUGUAAAGAAAAAAGAAAUGGACCUCCUGAGCAACACCAUAGCUGCAUAUGCACACAUCAAAGCAAAUCCAGAGAGCUUCGGUCUUUACUUUGUGCUGGGAGUCUGCUUCGGCCUGGUGCUGACACUCUGCCUCCUGGUAAUCCGCAUCUCUUGUAAGCCACGGACCAGCGUCACUCCCUCCACGCCCGAGAAAAAACACUUAAAGGACAUCAGUGAGGAGGACGAGGAGAGUGAGGACGAUGAAGACGAAGAAGCGGACGAUGUGGAGGCACCGGUCCCUUUGCCCAGCACAGAAAUCCCUGUUGGUAAUCAUACCACCCAGUCAGAUGGGACACUGAGCGUGAACGUAUUUACUUCCGCUGAGGAGCUUGAACGUGCACAGCGGCUGGAGGAGAGGGAACGAAUCAUCCGUGAAAUCUGGAGGAAUGGCCAGCCUGAUAUCCUGGGGACGGGAACGGGGACUAUUGGAAGAGUGCAUUACUACUAAGCUACACGAGGCUACAAGGGAAACACUGAACUCUGUGAUAGAGAAAUGUAGACUUUUGGGUGUGUCCCUGAAGCCUGAGAUCCUGCGUUAGAUAAACAGUGACUUAUGAAACGAUAAAGCAGUGAUGGUGGCACAUUUUAUUUACUUGGCUCUGACAGAGCUGGACAAUGAGACAUUGCACUUCUUAUGUAGCAAUUUCAAACUGACCACAUGAAAUUAAACCAAGAGAUGUCUUAGAGACUGGUUAAUCAUUAUGGAAAAGAUGUGGUAUGAAUCUGGAGCCGAUGGACCCUUGAAAUCCAUCAGUCUGUUAAAAUAUGGUGCUUAAUGGCAGAAAUGAACACAAGGUUUGUGUAUGUAACAACUGAAAAAUGAAAGCAUUAAUUAUCAUAGUGUACUGUUUGUUGCAAUGAUGAUUACUUGUUUGCAGUGAAAACACUUCCCACUGAUGACGUUGUGGGGGAGAUUCAAAACAGCUCGAGAAAUCACCUCAAAGAGUUAAAAGAAAAUUUCAUGCUCAUAUCAAACAGGGGAGUCAGAUACCUAUACACACAAAGUAUCAUGUAAAACAGUUCAAUCUGGUUUCCUUAAUUUAUGAGCACAUUAUAUCCAUGCCUAUGUUUUUUAUGUUUUCAGGGAUAAUUCCACCAAAGGAAAUGGCAGAAUUAAAAUAUUAAGCUGAAAUAACUUACUGUUGUUUCUCUUCAUAAUGGUGAACGAACAUGCAGCAGCCUCUCCGUACCUUUGGGCCAUUAGAUUUACAAUUAAGAUUAAAAAAAUAAAGAAAGAAUAUCUCAUUUUUCCGUUUUGAUUAAUGGCAAGGACAGAGUCUGUUGUUUGUUAAUUCUCGGUGUAUCUUCAUGUGCAUCUCGACAGGCUAAAAGGUUAAAGAAAUACAGUUUUCUAAUAAAUGUCUGGGAACUCCAAAUAAAGUCUUGGGACAGUUUAUGUUUUUACAAGCCUGGUUGAGUCAGACAUUAGGUUCGGUAAGAUGUUCUGAUAACAAACAGGACGAGUCAGACAGAAAUGACCUCAUUGUCUCUAAAAACUUCAAAUUGAAGAAGGACUUAAAGAUAGCAGACAAGUCACCAGCUGUAUCCUAUAUCAAGCGCACCUUUGUGUGAAGGUUGUCUCUAAAUUGUGAACACCUGCUAUCACAACUGCAGCCUGGACUUCCUUUUCUGCAUUUCCUACAAUAACCUGCCAGCUAGAAGUCCAAGUCAUGUUAUUAAAGGUUGGUUUAAUUGUUUCAACAUUCAUAUUUGUUACUUAUUUUCGCUGCUGGUGUCAUUCCCUUCAGUUGUUUGUCACGUCAUGUAUCUGCAGGCCGGAAAUUUUUCUUCACCUGCUGUUAACAACUUGGGAUCUGCUGCCGUCUCUGAAGUGCUUGUUGACAGCAGUUAGCCAUAGACACUUUCUUUCUGAGAACUUGUUGAAAGAAAUCCUUUCUUCCUAGGUGUUAUGGGAUAUGCAAUAUUUUUUCCACAACUUUUAGGCACUAUAAUGCCGAGCAUUUCUGCUUUUUUUGGCAGGCAUCAGGUCCUUCCAUGAAUUUGUGAUCUAAUAUCUACAAAACUGACGACAUUCCCAUCAUCCUCUGUGUUUAGUCAGUGUUAGCAUGCUGAAACGCUAAACUAAGUUGAUAUUCAUAACGAAACAUUGACUUUAGGAUGUUAACUGCUGUUGCUGAGAGCAUGUUGCCUUGCUAGCAUUAUCAUUCAAGCACUGCUCAAGGUAUUACACAAGACAGCUAGUGCGGCUACAGUGUUUUUAAUAUGUCCUUGCCCUUUCUUGACAUCUGCUAACUGCAAAUUCCCCACUCUUAAACUGUUGAUUCUGUGAUGCCGGUUGCUUCUUUCUGUCCUAAUGGCACUAAUAUCUGCUGCUAGUAACUGUGCCUUUAUAAUUCAAACUGCUAAUUUAUAACCCUUGUGCUAUUAAUACUGUAAAUGCAAGCUUCUAAUUUCUGCUUUUAUCAUGCUAAUAUGGUGCUUGCUGCUAAUAUCUGCUCUUCUACUAUGCUAACCACCAAUUUUCCACUCUUAUGCUGUUGAUGCAUUCAAUGCUGAUUUCAAAUUUUUUGCUUUUAUGGUGCUAAUAUGAUGUGCCUGCUGUUAAUAUCUACUUCUUUAUAAUGUUAACUGCUAAUUUUCUGCUCGUAUGAGGCUGACACUGAAAAUGCUGCAUGUCAGUUCCUGCUUUAAUACUGUCUGUAAAAGAUGGAUGUGAGAUUUUGGUCAAAAAAGUGAAGUCCGGAAGUGCCUAAAAUCUGCAUUCCUUCUAAUGGUCAGCAGGAGGUGACUUUUCUGGUUGCAAAAGAAGUCAGAAUGUCUAUGAAGUCCAUGAGAAAAUCACCCUACUUGACCCCUUCAGUGAAUAUUUUCUCAUGAGUUAGUCAGAAACACUUUCCAGUCUUAUUGGAUACAGAAUGCUUGUGAAUUAUGGUCUCAGAGUAUAAUAAAAAUAAAACCAGAGCAUGUUUUAGAGUUCUUGUUUUGUAUCAGAUGACCAAGAUGGCUACAGCCAAAAUCCAAACCUAAGGCCUCAGCCAACAGAUGACACCAUGGUUAUAUCUAUCUCUUACAUAACUACAGCCUAGGUAUGGUGCUUCCUUGCUUCUAAACUUUGCUCCUACUCACUUUCUAUAAUGCAUGCUUCUAAUUUCUCCUCCUAUAUAAUGCUGCUCCCUUUUUCUGCUGAUCUCUGAACCGCAUGUGGAUUUGACUUAAUAGCAAAUAACUGCAAAAAGCUUUGCCGCAGUGGAUUAACCCAGUUUUCUUUCAAUUGUUUGUUGUGUACAUUAUGAUACUUCCAUGCUUUUCACAGUGAAACAUGAUGAUUGUGGCAUUAUGGAAUGAAUCCACAUCGCUGUUUGCUUUGUUCCCGAUUUUCAAGGGCUCCCCAUGACUCACUGCAAACCUGGGUCAGUAGUGGGGUAAUGUCGUAUACUGGGAUGUAAACAUGUCAAUGACCACAGCUCAUUAAUUUAAUUACUUCCCUGCAAUAUUGACUUUACUGGAAACUCAGCAUCAUUUAGUCAGAGGUAGAGAGCAGUUUUCACAUUCUCCUUCCUACCUUUGAGAAAUAUUUAAACUCAAAACAAUGAUAGUUUGGUUUGCUCUUUUCUUUCUUCAGCAUUUUCUUAUACGUUUGUGCUGCUGCUCCUUCUUCCAUGCUCUGUUUUCAUCAUUGGCCAGCUGUAAACCUUCUGUCCAUGCAAAGACAGUCAUCUUCUGCUAGAUUGCAUAUUCUCUAAUUCGUCAAGGAAUGGCCACACAGGAACCAGACACAAAGAAGGUGCUCAGCAGACAGUGUAUGCCCAUCGUUGUCUGUGGUGCCUUUCAGGGUAAUAGCCUGCACAUAGCAGAUUCCACAUAAUGACUAGAGUCAGACUCUCUAAUGUGGUUUUGGGAGGAGUGUGUCAUCAUCGCUCCCAAAACUCUGCUGUUUUGAGCUUGCUUGCAGGAAACAUCAAGGUCACAGAGCUUAGAUGGCCAAUAUCAGCUCUGUAUUCACGUAAUAAAUCUGUUCCACGUAAGUUGGCUGGAUGAAAUCUUGUACGACUGCCAAAAAACACUUACAGAACAUUGAUGAACUGCCCACAUGGGGCGAAUGUUUGUACUGGACAUUUUCACAAGUCAAUCUUCAGAGGUUUGGUGAUUUACAAGAAAUGGAAGUAUGAAUUCUUGGCACAGCAGUGAAGCCAUACAAAUGGGAAAAUGUACUAAACACUCAUCAGUGCCAUGUGUCAACAUUCUUUCUACUGGCCAUCCCGGAGCCAGAAACAGCAAUCUUACGUCCUUGUGCUGUGGGGUCGGUGUAGAAUUGCAUCUCGGUCUUGUUUUGAGAGGGAGGUAGAUGAUGAACUUCUGCUAGUGUCGUCCUCAAAGUACGAACUGUGCUAAAGCAGUGGAAGGGUCUCAGGUUCGCCUUGGGGCCCACUCUGUUUUCAUAUGGCGUCUUCUCUGUUGAGGUCUUGGAAAAGUCUCUGAUGUGGCCAUGGGCUUUCAGAAAUCGGGUGGCGUUGAUGGUGUGGAUUCUUUGAAGUAGCUGUGUAAUUACAUUUGAAUGAACCUCUUAUAAAUGGUGUCUACUUGAAAAUCA
Messenger RNA from Acanthochromis polyacanthus (spiny chromis), 5105 nucleotides. It is a transcript of the gene eva1ba, whose product is annotated as eva-1 homolog Ba (C. elegans). The record is from RefSeq and is a predicted model, not a curated record. Bases 510 to 1001 code for a protein of 163 amino acids. NCBI's taxonomy places the organism in Eukaryota, Metazoa, Chordata, Actinopteri, Pomacentridae. The transcript is spliced from 4 exons.